Molecule: messenger RNA, 1790 nt
Organism: Erythranthe guttata (spotted monkey flower)
Lineage: Eukaryota; Viridiplantae; Streptophyta; Magnoliopsida; Lamiales; Phrymaceae
Gene: RANBPM
Product: SPla/RYanodine receptor (SPRY) domain-containing protein
Molecular function (GO): protein binding
Source: RefSeq, a predicted model, not a curated record
GACACUGAAGUUCUCGGGAGUUCAGUAUCUUCGCCAUUUCAAGUUUCUCGAUUGGGGAAGAAAGGAAAUUGCAGUAAUCGAAGUGUAUAAAUACACAGUAAAGAGAAAACAAUGUCGGAAACUUCGUCGCAAAGCCAAUCACCGCCGGAGGAUUCAAUCGGCCGUUACUUCCUUGAUAUCUGGAGCCAAAAUUCCAAAACCCUAUCCCUAAGAGCCAGUAGCGGAACUGAAUCCGCAUUCGAAGAGGAGAGGGAGGAAUCUCCGACGGCGUUGGAUACGGUUAAAAGCUCCGGCGGGUUCUCGGUCGUCGGCGCCGACAAGCUCUCGCUUACAUAUCCGAACGAUCAGUUGCAUGGACACGACGUCGGAGUGGUGCAGGCGAAUUGCCCUGCACCGUCGAAGCGGUUGGUGUAUUAUUUUGAAAUUUCUGUAAAGCAUGCUGGGGUGAAGGGGCAGAUUGCAAUCGGAUUUACUACCUCUGCUUUCAGACUCCGCCGUCAACCAGGCUGGGAAGCAAAUAGUUGUGGAUAUCAUGGUGAUGAUGGACGUCUUGAUCGUGGACAUGGGAAAGGAGACGUGUGUGGCCCACCCUACACAGCUGGUGAUACGGUUGGUGGUGGUAUCAAUUAUGCAACAGAGGAAUUCUUUUUCACGAAAAAUGGAGUUGUUAUAGGCUCGGUGUAUAAGGAUGUCAAGGGUCCAGUGUAUCCUACAGUUGCUGUUCAUAGCCAAAAUGAGGAGGUAUCUGUAAACUUUGGACAGGAUCCAUUUGUCUUUGAUCUUAAAGCAUAUGAAGCAGAACAAAGAACUAAACAACAGAUAAAAAUUGAAAAUACCUCAAUACCACAGGAUGCCAGUUACGGAAUAGUUCGAUCCUACUUGCAACAUUAUGGAUAUGAAGAGACUCUUAAAUUGUUUGACAUAGAUGGUAGAAAUACCAUGCCUCCCAUCUCUGUAAUUCCAGAAAAUGGUGAUAGUGAGGAAGACAGCAUCAGCAUGUACGCCUUGAAACAGAGGAAUACUGUUCGUCGGUUGAUAAAGUCUGGUAAUAUCGAUGAGACGUUUUCUACACUUCAGAAAUGGUAUCCACAGAUUGUGCAGGAUCACACCUCAGCUAUUUGCUUUAUGCUACAUUGUCAAAAGUUUAUUGAGCUUAUCCGGGGGGGAAAGCUAGAAGAAGCUAUAGUAUAUGGCAGAGGUGAAUUUGACAAGUUCAAGGACUUGUCAGGGUUCGAUGAUCUUGUUAAGGAUUGUGCUGCCUUGCUGGCGUACGAAGACCCGAGCAGGUCAUCUGUUGGAUACCUUCUUUCAGAAUCUCAACGGGAGCUGGUAGCUGAUGCAGUGAAUGCCAUGAUUUUAUCAACCAACCCGAAGAUGACAGAUGUCACCUCUUGCAAGCAGUCCCGUCUGGAGAGGCUAAUAAGACAGGUCACAGCUUGCUUUUUGGAGAAGAGGAGCUUGAAUGGUGAUCAGGGUGAAGCCUUCCAAUUGAGCCAAAUUUUGAACAGUGCUACAAAGUGAUCUUGUUACUUAGGAGAGCUGCUGCUUUAUUUUUCCCUUUUUUUUUUUUUUUGUGUGUGUUUGUGCAUAUUAUUGUUUAGUUGACCUUGUUUGACCACCUCGUUCUCCGGUUGUUAUGUCGGAUUACUGUAGUUAAUAACGAAGGUCUAAUACUUCCGUGAUAUGAUUUGUGCAGUACUCUGGUUUAUGUUUACAUGAAACUGGAAAGUAGUAUUAGCUGAAUGAUGAUUGUACAGGUUUAAUUCUCUUUGUUAUGCUUUAAUUCAUAA